Neodiprion virginianus is the source of this 1581-nucleotide messenger RNA. Its product is annotated as cyclin-dependent kinase 2-like. Gene Ontology annotation, biological process: regulation of gene expression; G1/S transition of mitotic cell cycle; regulation of G2/M transition of mitotic cell cycle. The record is from RefSeq and is a predicted model, not a curated record. Lineage: Eukaryota; Metazoa; Arthropoda; Insecta; Hymenoptera; Diprionidae. Gene Ontology annotation, molecular function: cyclin-dependent protein serine/threonine kinase activity; ATP binding; cyclin binding. The transcript is spliced from 5 exons. Gene Ontology annotation, cellular component: cytoplasm; cyclin-dependent protein kinase holoenzyme complex; nucleus. The coding region runs from base 280 to 1179 and encodes 299 amino acids.
CGAAGCUGCCCCUCAAUCGACAUGCAUACAUGCAAAGGUCAGAGACCCAUACAUACGUAUGGGUUUUAUCGCGGGCGAGACUCGGGCCGGGUGAAAUAUACGAAAACUAAAAAGUGAUCGGAGCUGUAUCAAUUCCGACGACCAUAGUGUGCAUCGCUCGAGUGAAUUCAUUCCUCGUUAAAAUAUCGGGAAAUGAAGUGCCGAUUGGCUAUUGAAUAUAGUCAAAUUGCAAAAGAGAAUCGGUAUAACUUGAAAAGAAUUGUAUAGCGUCAUAACGUCAUGGAGAACUUUGUAAAGAUCGAGAAAAUAGGGGAAGGGACUUACGGCGUUGUAUACAAAGCUAAGGACAAACUUACCGGGAAACUGGUAGCCCUUAAAAAAAUUCGCCUCGAAACGGAAAGCGAAGGUGUACCAUCUACAGCUAUUCGAGAAAUAUCGUUAUUAAAGGAACUUACACACCCGAAUGUUGUUCAGUUGUUGGAUGUUGUUCACUGUGAAAAGAAGCUCUACCUUGUAUUUGAAUUUCUUCAACAGGAUUUGAAAAAGUUAUUAGAUUCUACCAAAGCUGGUUUGAGUCACAGUAUUGUAAAGAGUUAUUUACACCAAUUAUUGAAAGGCAUUGCGUUUUGUCACGUUCAUCGGGUCUUGCACAGGGAUCUGAAACCACAAAAUCUACUAAUAGAUAAAGAGGGAUACAUAAAAUUGGCAGAUUUCGGACUUGCCAGAGCAUUUGGAGUUCCGGUACGAACAUUCACACACGAAGUUGUAACCCUGUGGUACAGAGCUCCAGAGAUUCUUCUCGGAACUAAGUUCUAUUCAACAGCAGUUGACGUCUGGAGCUUAGGAUGUAUUUUUGCAGAAAUGGCAACAAGGCGAGCAUUAUUCCCUGGCGAUUCAGAAAUAGAUCAACUGUUCAGAAUAUUUCGUACUUUGGGAACUCCAGACGAAACUGUUUGGCCUGGAGUUUCGCAACUUCCUGACUACAAGUCAAUGUUCCCACGAUGGGAUGCACGGAGUUUCAACGAAGUUGUGCCAUCAUUUGACAAUGAUGCUGAAGACUUGCUCUCGAAACUAUUGACCUACGAUCCCAGCAAAAGAAUAACAGCUAGAAUGGCGUUGUCUCAUCCUUACUUCAACGGAGUAGAACUAGUUCCACCUCCGCUCAUCAAGAAAGACUGACGACUCGUAACACUGUACUAAUAAUAUGCAAUAACAUUCAAACAAUUCAAGUUUUUUUUAAAUAAAUAGAAUUUGAAUUACAAAGAAAUUCAACGCUACAUUCAAGUAUGAUUUAUAUGGUAGAAAAUUCACUGCACUUUCAGAAACAUAAUAUCACAGUCAAAAGCCAAUUUGGGCCAGUUUUCCAAAAGAGGAGUCAGUAUAGCAUUUCAACCCUUAAUUUUUGUUUCUUAUAUACGAUAAUCUUUGAAUGCGUGCUAUUAUCGAAUUAUAUCUUUAUACCUUUCUUCGAACGUUAGCGCAACCUGUGUUGUAAUAAAUUACAAAAAAAAAAAACGUGCCUCUGCAUCAGAUGUUGAUAAAACGAGGUAUUUUAAUCUUGUGCAACGUGCUAAAUUCACA